AUGGGAUGGAGAGUGUCACUGAAGAUAUUAAGGUCAUUUUAUUUCACUUUUAAUUUUCCUUCUUUCCUCCUUUCUUUCUUUCUUUUUUCUUUCUUUCUUUUCUCGGAUUUUAUUUCUUUGUUUAUUGGUUUGUUUGUUCACUUUUUUCUUUCUUCCAUUCUUUCUUUCUUCCAUUCUUUCUUUCUUCCAUUUUUCUUUUUUUUUCAUUCUUUUUCUUUCUUUCUUUUCUUUCUUUCUUUUUCGUCUUCAUUUUAUUUCACUUUUAAUUUUCCUUCUUUCCUCCUUUCUUUCUUUCUUUCUUUCUUUCUUUCUUUCUCGGAUUUUAUUUCUUUGUUUAUUGGUUUGUUUGUUCACUUCUUUCUUUCUUCCAUUCUUUCUUUCUUCCAUUCUUUCUUUCUUCCAUUCUUUCUUUUUUUCAUUCUUUCUUUCUUUCUUUCUUUCUUUCUUCGUCUGUCUCGUCAUUUUAUUUCACUUUUAAUUUUCCUUCUUUCCUCCUUUCUUUCUUUCUUUCUUUCUUUCUUUCUUUCUCGGAUUUUAUUUCUUUGUUUAUUGGUUUGUUUGUUCACUUCUUUCUUUUCUUCCAUUCUUUCUUUCUUCCCAUUUUUCUUUCUUCCAUUCUUUUUUUUUUUCAUUCUUUUCUUUUCUUUCUUUUUUCUUUCUUCGUCUUCAUUUUAUUUCACUUUUAAUUUUCCUUCUUUCCUCCUUUCUUUCUUUCUUUCUUUCUUUCUUUCUUUCUUUCUUUCUUUCUUUCUUUCUUUCUCGGAUUUUAUUUCUUUGUUUAUUGGUUUGUUUGUUUGUUUGUUUGCUUGUUUGUUUGUUUGUUUGUUUCUUUCAUUCUUUCUUUCUUUCUUUCUUUCUUUCUUUCUUUCUUUCUUUCUUUCUUUCUGUCUGUCUUGGAUAUUAUUUCUUCGUUUAUUGUUUUGUUUGUUUGUUCGCUUCUUUCUUUCUUUCUUUCUUUUUUCUUUCUUUCUUUCAUUCAUUCAUUCUUUCUUUCUCCCUCUCUUUCUUUCUCUCUCUCUCUCUCUUUCUUUCCUUAUCUCUUCUCUUUAUUCAUUCUUUCCCUUCAUAUUCUUCCUUUUCUCCCUUUCUUUCCUUCUUCUUUCCAGACACCCUACUUUCUUUCUUCACAGUUUCAUUUCCUUGCUUUCAAAUCAUUUGUCAAGUUGCUUCCUGUACCGAGUCAAGCAGUUAAGUAAAGAAUCCGCCAUUAUUGUUAUUGCGCGACCAGCCUUUCUGCAAUUAUGA
This is a messenger RNA of Acanthosepion pharaonis, 1245 nucleotides long. The record is from the annotation of a GenBank genome assembly. Lineage: Eukaryota; Metazoa; Mollusca; Cephalopoda; Sepiida; Sepiidae.